Messenger RNA from Oncorhynchus nerka (sockeye salmon), 1419 nucleotides. RefSeq names its product probable N-acetyltransferase camello. The coding region runs from base 694 to 1392 and encodes 232 amino acids. The transcript is spliced from 2 exons. NCBI's taxonomy places the organism in Eukaryota, Metazoa, Chordata, Actinopteri, Salmoniformes, Salmonidae. Gene Ontology annotation, molecular function: N-acetyltransferase activity. The record is from RefSeq and is a predicted model, not a curated record.
GGCCAAGAUAUCAUUUGACGGGUUUAGCUAACCAUUUAUAAAUGUAGCUUUUCAGUAGAGUCACGUGCUAUUUGCUAAUCGGGAUAAACUAUUUUAGUUUAUAUCAAUUAUUUGAUAAAUAAUACAGCUAUGUAUCAAAAGAGGAUUUUUUAAAAUUAUAGUUAAGGGAUGAUCUAUGGUUUGAUGUCCCAUCUUAAUCGGAUAACCGACAGGACACUGACACUGCAGUCAGGUGACGGGGCAGCGAGGUGCUUUUACCAACGCGGAUGUAUAAAACACUAGGAACACGUGUUCUUUCCGGGACAGAUUGACCAGUUGAGCGCUAUGAUCACUUCAAUCAGUGUAGAUGAAGGGGUGGAGACAGGUUAGAGACACAUUUGUACAAUGUUACAACACUAUAUAUAUAUACACAUAAUAUGACAUUUGUAAUGUCUUUAUUCCUUUGGAACUUCUGUGAGUGUAAUGUUUACUGUUAAUUUUUGUUUAUUUCACUUUUGUAUAUUACCUCACGUUAACAUGUUUCCCACGCCAAUAAAGCCCCUUGAAUUAAAUAAUGAAAGAAAUCUUAAGACACACCCUCGCUUUAUGCCCUUGGGGAAAUCCCCGUCGCCAUCAUCUUGGAGGUCCAAAUGAUUCGUGGCCAUCUUGUCUAUCUAAUAACGUUACUUAGCCAGUUAGCCCUAUUGAGUUAAAAUGGGCUUGCGAUAUACGGCUGGUGCCAUGGCUGCUGACAUCACUAUCCGAAGAUACCAGGAAGAUGACAAGGAGACCGUGAAGGAGAUCUUCACCAUGGGGAUGAGCGAGCACGUCCCUUCCUCCUUCAUGCACCUCCUCAAACAGCCCCUGACCCAGAUGAUCCUGAUGGUCACGUUCUGCGCCCUGCUGGCCAGCUCCAAGUCCGUCCUGCUGCCUGUAGUAGGGGUCACUCUCCUCCUGGCCGGGGCCAAGCAGCUGGUGGGCUACCUCUUCAACAGCUACAUCGACACCUCCCUGAGGAAAGACCUCGACCACAUCCAGGAGAUCUACCUGGAGAACAAGGACUCGUGUUUCUGGGUGGCUGAGAGCGACGGCCGGGUCGUGGCAACGGUGGCCUGCCUGCCCGCGGAGAGGGAACCAGGCUGCAUGGAGCUGAAGAGGUUGUCUGUACGUCGUACACACCGGGGGAUGGGCAUCGCCAAGGCCCUCAGCAGGACAGUGGCAGACUUCAGCAGGGAGAGGGGCUUCCCUGCGGUCGUCCUCUACACGUCUGUAGUGCAGACUGAUGCACAGAGGCUGUAUGAGAACGUGGGCUACACACGGGUCAGAGAGUUCGUCAUCCCUGAGCCCAUCGCCAAAAUCACCAACUUUACCCUGAUAGAGUACAGACUGGACUUACUGCAGGGGGGGAAAUAGGAGGACUGGACUUACUGAAGGGGGAAA